GUGGCAACAAAAUUCAUCCUGUCUUCCCGUCAAAGCCGCUCUGAAAUGACGGCUAAUUCUAGCUGCUUUGUAUGCUUCCCGGAAGAAGAUCUCGACAUGUCGGGGUACAUAUAUGGUUGGAGUCGUCCAGCUAUGAUCUGUGUUGCUGGCGUUAUUCCCGGAGCCGAGCUGGAGGAACAUGCACAGCAGUAUCUUGAACGUCUUUUACACCAUCACCAGCAUCAGAGUGAUUGUUGUACACCUCCGACUAUCGUCGGACGAUACAAAUUUUCUCCAAAUAGCGCGGCCCCUGAGUUCUCCAUCCACCAUAUCGAUGGAAAGCCUUUCACUGUCAUUCAUUAUCAGCGCUCGGCGUUUGGUACUUUGACUAUGCACAGUGAUCGAGAGCUUCCUCUGCUUGCUUCACACCAAUUGUUGAAACCCCAGCCCAAAUACGACAUACCGGAUUCAGCCCCACGACUUGCACGGGCUGGAUUAGAUGAGGGCGUCCUUGCAGAGUUAAACUGCGCUCAGCAUCUGCAACCCCGCUUCCGUGUAUCUGAGUCGUGGGUGACGAAGACAUUAAGUUAUAUGUCUUCUUCACUCUGGAACCGAGGAAUAUCGACCUUUGGCUGGAAUAGACACUGGGUGUGGGACCUUCAUUGCAGCUGGCUGAAGACGUGCUGCUCACUGUUAGCACCUAUCGUACAAGUAUCAUAUUCAUUUGCCCAGAUCUUCGCACAAUUGCGACUAUGCAUGGCCGUCCCUUCAUACCUACGCGAGGUCUACCAGGAUAGAGAACUAGGAUCUUCGGUUGAAUAUAUACAAUUAAACAACACGAUGUGGUUGCUGUUUAACGACCUCAUACUCGGGUUUGCACUUGGAAGUUUUAUUCGCGAGGGGUACCCUCUCAUUGCGACGCUCGUUAGUACGAAUUUCGAGAAACUAUUCCUCGAAUUCAUGACAAACGGGCUCAUUUGGUUGGAUGCAUGGCCUGCGGGCCUGAAGCUCAACAAUGAGCUCAGUCAUUUCUUCUGUCAAGCUUUCUUAGGAGCUGUAGGGCUUUGGAAAUAUCUUUUUCAGGAGGUAUCCCCAUAUUUAGCGGACUUUACCUAUUUCAUCGGUCUAUCCGGCUAUGGCGGUCUGACUGUGCUGCUGUCAGUCUUGAAGGAUUCCCUGACCCUUUCGACUUUGCACGUAAGAAUCGGCUUUCUGCUUUGGAAAAGGGUUGUCACCUAUCAGGUCACUACUCUUCGUUCACUAUGGAAUCUGUUCCGGGGCAAAAGGCAUAACAUGCUCCACAAUCACAUCGACUCAUGGCACUACGAGAUCGAUCAGUUGCUGCUCGGCACAAUCUUGUUCACGCUCUUUACCUUCAGUUUGCCUACCGUCCUGGCAUACGCCGCACUCUUUGUGUUUUUAAAUGGCAUCAUCUAUACCAUGGACCUGGUUUUGACCCUGCUUCUGGCGUUGAUCAAAGGUUUCCCCCUUUUCCCUUUGCUUCUUAAAGCCAAGGAUCCUCGAAGGCUUCCAGGCACCGUAUACUUUGUACUAGAAGGCAAGGGCGACUCAAAAAGACUGGUUCUCAAGGUGGAGUGCAUCCUUCACCGCGGGUACCAGGCUAAAGCUGAACGUUCCUCUGCUCACAAUCCAGCCACAAUACAUAUCCGUCUCUUCAAUACUGUCGAACUAUGGGAGGAAGUGAUAAUAUAG
Messenger RNA from Stereum hirsutum FP-91666 SS1, 1692 nucleotides. RefSeq names its product Gpi1-domain-containing protein. The transcript is spliced from 11 exons. Gene Ontology annotation, cellular component: endoplasmic reticulum; membrane. Gene Ontology annotation, biological process: GPI anchor biosynthetic process. NCBI's taxonomy places the organism in Eukaryota, Fungi, Basidiomycota, Agaricomycetes, Russulales, Stereaceae. The coding region runs from base 46 to 1692 and encodes 548 amino acids. The record is from RefSeq and is a predicted model, not a curated record.